AUGGCGACCCUUGACAUCAAUAACGAGUCUGUGGUGUUCUCGCGACACGAGUUCCUAUACACGGAGCCCGGGAUCGCCAUACCGGUGAUUGUCGUGGUGGCCGUGGCCGCCCUCAUCGGCACGUUCGGCAACAUCCUCAUCCUGCUGGCCGUCAUCACACAGAAGAGUCUGCACACGAUAGAGUCGGUGUUCAUCGUCAACCUGGCGUGUUCAGACAUGUACGUCACCACAUUCGCCGACCCUCUCAGUUUAACAGCGAAACUGGAGGGCGAGCAGUUCUUCAACAGCAUCCCUGGGCUGUGCCGGGCGGUGGGCAGCAUGUGCACCAUCUCCUGCGUGAACUCCCUCAUGUCCAUCGCCGCCAUGAGCUUCAACCGGUUCUUCUUCAUCUGCCACAACAAGUACUACAAGACGGUCUUCACCGUGAGAAACUGCAUCAUCAUGUGCGCGUGUUUCUACUCCAUCGGGCUCAUCCUCGUCCUGCUCAACCUCGGAGACAUCGGAGGCCACUCGUUCGACAGGAAGAGUCUGGAGUGCAUCUGGGACCGCAUGGCCACGUACCCGUACACCGUUGUGUUCUCCAUCGUCCUCGUGUGGGUUCCCAUCAUCAUCACCGGGGCCUCGUACCUCAAGAUGUUCCUACACGUCAGGUCUGUCAGGGCGAAGGUUCACCAGACGCGAACCACGAACGGAGUCGCCAACGGUCCCACGAGGACUCCAAGCUUUCAGCUCGCAAAGACUCUGUUCGUCAUCUACAUCGUGUUCUCCGUCUGCUGGAUUCCUUACGCACUGCUCAUAGUGCUGGACAAGGACAACACUGUGUCGCACGAACUGCACGUGGGAAUCGUCGUGUGGGCGCACCUGCACCCGUCCCUCAACUGGCUGGUGUACUACUACACCAACAAGAAGUUCCACCGCGCCUUCCUCAGUCUACUGUGUAUAAACAAGUGCUGUCCCAGCGCCGUGGUGGGCGACGCCACGAUGGUGUCAGAGACUCGGAUGCAGCCCAGCACGAUCGCAGUGUCCGGGUCGAAUGGGAAAAAGAUGAAAGAAAUCAAAGAGAGCAGUGGGAUUUAA
Messenger RNA from Gigantopelta aegis, 1077 nucleotides. RefSeq names its product melatonin receptor type 1B-B-like. Gene Ontology annotation, cellular component: membrane. Bases 1 to 1077 code for a protein of 358 amino acids. The record is from RefSeq and is a predicted model, not a curated record. Gene Ontology annotation, biological process: G protein-coupled receptor signaling pathway. NCBI's taxonomy places the organism in Eukaryota, Metazoa, Mollusca, Gastropoda, Neomphalida, Peltospiridae. Gene Ontology annotation, molecular function: G protein-coupled receptor activity. The transcript is spliced from 2 exons.